AAAGUUUCCGAGGAAUCAAAUCCUGAAGACCAAGCCUGGAGCGAGAGAGCUGGAGCGGCGGCAACAGCAGCGGGACGGGAACCCCGACUGCCACACGGCAGGGGGUCUCGGUGACUGCUCGGCGGCGCUGCUAGAGGCAGACAAAGCAAAUGACCCCGACGCAGCACCCAAGCCACAGAAAAGCAGAGCGGACGCGCCUGGGAGAGGUACGAAAAUGAAACUUGCAGCAGAGAAAAAAGCCCAGGAGAAGAUUCCUCAAGAUGUUAACAAGCCCUUUGCCGGAAAAGUGUUUUAUCUGGAUUUGCCAUUUAAACUGAUGUCUGAAAAGCUGGAAAGAGAUAUAAAAGAGCUUGGAGGGACAGUAGAAGGCUUUCUCAGCAGAGAAAUCAGUUAUCUUAUAACAAAUAAAAAAGAAGCAAGAUGUGCCAAGACCUUAAAGUUCAUGUGCUCCAGCCAAAGUCCUGAAUAUGCCCAAAACUCCGGAGAAAGCUCAAACCAACAACACAGUAAACGAGGUUCCCUGGAAGGAAGCUUUCAAAAGAAGCCAGAAAAGGGUCUCGCAAGCAGAGGGAAAUCUUUGGUUAAAAAAGCAAUCAAGGAACAGGAAAUUUUACCAAAGAAUAGUAUACUGUCCAAUGCUUGGAACUGGGGGGUCAAAAUACUGCAUGUUGAAGAGGCGAAAUAUUACAUUGAACAGAAGAAAAAAACGUUGAUAAAUGCCAAGAAAUCGCAACCGCCUGAUAAAUCUGUGACCAAACGACCAGUACGUCGGAAAGUGAAACCACAAAAGUUGAAGAGCCCUUACCUGAAAGUGGAAGACAACGACUGCCAGUACAGACCUCUUUAUUUGGUGUUGCCUUUUUUCCGAUCUUUCCAGUCUCCCAAAGCUAAUCCAUCUGUAGAGGUCAAUAAAAAAUCCAAUAUGGUUCCAAAGGAGACUGACGCAAAGCAAAGUGCCAACAAGAAGAUUUGUGGCCCGGAUGGGGGAAAUGCACAUUUUCGAUUAAGAGAGCAGAAGAAGAAAGGGUACUGUGAAUGCUGCCUUAAAAAAUAUGAAGACUUGGAAUCGCAUAUUUUAAGUCAGCAGCACAAGAAUUUUGCGAAAGGCACACAUUACCAGGAUGUGGACAAACUUACUUCUGCGUUUGAAUUUGACUUUGUGGAUUGGUCCAAAUCCAGGAAUGAAACAAAAAGCAUGGGGAUGUGGAUAUCCGCCAAAGAUCCUAGGAGGAAAGAGCCAGAAAUUGACCAAAUUAAGUUUAUUUCGCAAAGAAACCAUUCCCAAAGUAUGGAAGUGGCCAUCGUGCAGGAGAUUCAUUCAAAAGAGCAGCCUGCUGUCGUUCACCCCACUAAGACAAUCUGCUAUACUGAACCAGUUCCUUCUUUUACGUCGCCUGCUGGAUUUGUACAGAAUACAAACUGUGCAUCGAACACUACUCCCUUGCUACAUGAGUUCAUGGAUGCAACACCAGUUCAUCUGAAGGCAGGACUUCCUGUUUCCAUCGGUGAUGUAGAAAUGUUAUCUGUUUACAAUGAAAAUAAUCCAAAUGAGACAUUUGAAAGAGACAUCCAAGAAUUCAAUGUUCUGUGUGAAUCCAAUAAGUCUAAUGGAAAUCUUCAGAAGUGUGUUCCUUUGUCCGUGGACAAUACCCCUGAUGAAAGGAAUAAACUGAAUCAAUCUCUGCGUGACCUAGUCAUGGAUUAUAAAACCUCUCAUUUUACAGAGGAUGCUGCUCAUACCCUAGUUAGAACUGCUACUGAUGUGCAACAAGAAGAAAACACAGAGCAUAAUGUUAUUCCAGAACAACCCCAAUUUGAAAAACAACCUGAAGAGGAAACCCACCAUCUCUCUGACGGCUCGCCUCCUAGCAAGUUACACAGGAAAGUUAAAAUGCUAGGAAGAAGAAACGGCAAAGAUGACCUGUGCUGCAGACUUCAAUACAAGGUCUCUGUUGCCCAGGACACAAAUCUCGUCUACCCGCCAGAGGAUAGUCUCAUGGCGUUGUUUGAAUCUAGUAAAGGGGAGAGCGAGUUCUUUGGGUUCACCUGCAGGUCCAUGAGCGGUGUGUGUAGUACAGAAGACUAUCAAGAACAUUCUGAAAGAGAGAUGCUGUGGGAUAUGUUCUCGCAUACGAGUUCCACUGCCUCGACCUUUAAUGGUUUUUAGAAUUUUAUGGAGCUUUUAAAUUAAAUGUAAUUGUGUUGUACAUUUUUUCUUUUAAUUAUUUUAAAGAAUCUGAAAGUUACAAUGUAACAUGUUUUACAUUUUGUUGAAACAUACAUGUGUGCAUUACCAGUCAUCUCUUAAUAUAGACUUGGCUCAACAGAAUAUUUGUAGUGAAGCAGAAAUUGGGGAGA
This is a messenger RNA of Spea bombifrons (plains spadefoot toad), 2358 nucleotides long. RefSeq names its product DBF4 zinc finger (gene DBF4). The record is from RefSeq and is a predicted model, not a curated record. Gene Ontology annotation, molecular function: zinc ion binding; nucleic acid binding; protein serine/threonine kinase activator activity. The transcript is spliced from 13 exons. NCBI's taxonomy places the organism in Eukaryota, Metazoa, Chordata, Amphibia, Anura, Pelobatidae. Bases 215 to 2167 code for a protein of 650 amino acids. Gene Ontology annotation, cellular component: Dbf4-dependent protein kinase complex; nucleus. Gene Ontology annotation, biological process: regulation of cell cycle phase transition; positive regulation of nuclear cell cycle DNA replication.